AUGACAGAUCUGAAGGUGCUUAAUUUCUUCCGCGUUAGCUUCAGAAAAGUGAAACACAUUGAUCCUAAAGCUUGUUAUUGGACGCCACCAAAUCAUAAUGAGUUGUUGCUUUGUACUGACAGUGCCUCGAGGGGAAAUCCAGGGGUGGCAGGAGCUGGGGUGGUGGCGUGGAAUGCCAAUUCUGAGGUUGUUGGAGCUAUGUGCAUUGGCUUGGGCAUAACUUCAAAUUUUUUGGCGGAGCUAUAUGGUAUUCUUGUUGGUCUGGAAUGGGCUACUCAAUGGGGUUACAUGAAGAUUUUGAUUCACUCGGAUUCUUCUAGCGUGAUUACUGUUUUGGAGAAUGAUAGUGUUCCAUGGUUUGCACAACAAAGGUGGAUGGAUAUUAAGAAUUUUUAUGACUCUAUCAGGUUUGCACACACCUUUCGUGAAUAA
Papaver somniferum (opium poppy) is the source of this 432-nucleotide messenger RNA. RefSeq names its product putative hydrolase EbsB. Gene Ontology annotation, molecular function: nucleic acid binding; RNA-DNA hybrid ribonuclease activity. The coding region runs from base 1 to 432 and encodes 143 amino acids. The transcript has a single exon. Lineage: Eukaryota; Viridiplantae; Streptophyta; Magnoliopsida; Ranunculales; Papaveraceae. The record is from RefSeq and is a predicted model, not a curated record.